This is a messenger RNA of Enterobius vermicularis (human pinworm), 204 nucleotides long. The record is from the annotation of a GenBank genome assembly. Lineage: Eukaryota; Metazoa; Nematoda; Chromadorea; Rhabditida; Oxyuridae.
AUGAAAUAUCUAUUACUAAUUCUUGCCGUUGCUUUGCUGUUUGUCUUCUCGGAAGCGCAAUGGGGUUACGGAAUGUACGGUUACCCAGGUUAUGGUUACGGUGGAUACGGUGGUUACGGUGGUUACGGAUAUGGACGACAUUAUCGUAGAAUGUUAAGGCGGAUGUAUGGAAUGUAUGGACCCGGUUAUAGCAUGUGGGGUUAA